Nicotiana tabacum (common tobacco) is the source of this 792-nucleotide messenger RNA. The record is from RefSeq and is a predicted model, not a curated record. NCBI's taxonomy places the organism in Eukaryota, Viridiplantae, Streptophyta, Magnoliopsida, Solanales, Solanaceae.
AUGGCUCUGGUGGGAGUUUGGGUGGUGACAUUGGGUGGAGGCGAGGAUAAUCCCCCUACUAUCACAGUGCCUGUUUCGUCUACUCCAGAACAGACUACCCCAGUUCCUACACCCGCGGAGGGUGCCACAAUCCCUCCCGCCGAUAUACCUGUUCCACCUCCAGCCCCAGCUCCAGGUCCCGGUAUUUCUGAUGGGGAUCUUAGGGGAGCUACUCAAAUGCUAACUCAGUUAGUAGCUUCUCAGGCCCAGAGGACAAAUGUUGCACCCACCUUAUUUAGCUUGCAAGAGGAUUCUUCUAGUUCCAGGGGUAGUAGGAAUGUGUGGGAGUAUCACAUGGAGUUCGUGCGCCUGUCGAAGUAUGCUGUUCAUAUGAUGCCGACUAUGGAGACAAGAGUUCGUCGAUUUGUGCAGGGCCUUAGCCCUUUGGUUAUUAAUGAGGCUACCGCAGCUGCUCUAAAUUCUGACAUGAACUAUGGAAGGAUGGUGGCAUUUGCCCAAGCAACGGAGGCUCGAAAGUUAAAGCUCAAGAUGGAACGUGCCCCGCCAUCAGGGCACGGUCAGCAGCAGGGGAGUCGCUUUAGGCCCGGUCAGGGGAGCAGGGGUUCCCACCAUCAGGGCCGAUCAGGAGGGAGAUUCGAGAAGCAGCAGAGGGCCCCAUGCCCUAAGUGUGGGAGGAUACAUUCGGGAGUCUGCUACCUAGACAUGCCAGUAUGUUACAGAUAUGGAAUGAGAGGCCAUAUUCAGAGGGAGUGUCGUGCAUCCCGUCAGGGUGCAGGGAGGGGCACAGCUUAG